AAACAUAACCUCACUUAUUACAAAACAAUGCCAAAAAUAAUUAAUAAAACGGUUUUAAUAACGAGUGUAAGUUUUGGUAGCUUCCUUUUAGGUUCUUAUUAUGAAAAAUAUAAAGAUAAACUAAAUGAUUUACCUCAAACCAUAAAAAAACUACCGGGGUUACCACUGUAUGGUACAGUAUCAGCAGCUACAAGUUUUUCUACUGCACCAACAAAUACAGGAAGUAGAGUUUCGCAAAUAAUGAAAUUUGGUUUUCCUGGUUACGAUAAUAUCCGAUCGUUUGAUGAUUAUGUUUUAAGUUAUGACAGAAAGACGAAAGUAGCACAUUGGGUGUUUGAACAUUUAACGAGUGAAACUGUUAAACCAAAUAAAGCUGUUGAUAGAGCUUUAUGUAACUUUAUGUCUGAUGAAAGUAUUCAUAAAUAUUUUCGAUCGGAAAACACGGAUUAUAAAGGAUCCGGUUAUGAUCGAGGACAUUUAGCUGCUGCUGGAAAUCAUAAAAAUCAUCAAAAACACAUCGAACAAACGUUCUUUUUAUCAAAUAUGGCCCCGCAAGUUGGUGUUGGAUUUAAUAGGGAUUCAUGGAAUCGAUUGGAGAAAUAUGUUAGAAAGUUAACUAAAGUUUAUCAAAAUGUAUAUUGUUGUACUGGACCUUUAUAUUUACCAAAGAAAGAUGUGGAUGGGAAAAAAUAUAUUAGAUAUGAAGUAAUUGGGGCGAAUAACGUCGCUGUUCCAACACAUUUUUUUAAAAUCCUUGUAGGGGAAGCUGCAGAUGGUGGUUUAGAAAUGGAAGCUUAUGUUAUGCCUAAUACUGUAAUUGAUGAUAACACCCCAUUAUCAAAUUUUCAGGUGCCUCCAGAAAGUGUAGAAAAAGCAGCAGGGCUUUUAUUCUUUGAUAACAUAUCUAGGGCUAAAUUAAGAAAAAUUAAUGGAAAAAGUAAUUGAUGUAUUUUAAAAUUAGA
Molecule: messenger RNA, 962 nt
Organism: Onthophagus taurus
Lineage: Eukaryota; Metazoa; Arthropoda; Insecta; Coleoptera; Scarabaeidae
Gene: EndoG
Product: endonuclease G, mitochondrial
Biological process (GO): apoptotic DNA fragmentation
Cellular component (GO): mitochondrial inner membrane; nucleus
Molecular function (GO): nucleic acid binding; single-stranded DNA endonuclease activity; RNA endonuclease activity
Source: RefSeq, a predicted model, not a curated record